Anopheles arabiensis is the source of this 1163-nucleotide messenger RNA. Its product is annotated as RWD domain-containing protein 2A. Gene Ontology annotation, molecular function: protein binding. The record is from RefSeq and is a predicted model, not a curated record. Lineage: Eukaryota; Metazoa; Arthropoda; Insecta; Diptera; Culicidae. Bases 112 to 1053 code for a protein of 313 amino acids. The transcript is spliced from 2 exons.
UGUUUUGGUUUGGUUUCGUGUUGGUUGCGGAAAAGAUCACUGUUUGCCAGAGCAGAAUUUGGACUCCGUUUCUGUUCCACGACAUAAGCUUCAAGAUAAUUCCGCCCCGCCAUGGAUGAGCAAGCGCCACACAACGACCGCCAGAAAAAGGAGCUACAGAAGCAGCUGGACGAGUUUCAAAUGCUGUCGGCAAUUUACUGCAACCCGGGCGAGCUGCGGGUGGACGAUUACGGCUGCAUCGACAAUCUGACCAGCUACAUCAGCGGCGAAACCGAUCGGCUCACCACGAAGCUCGACUACCGCUUCGAGCUGCCCCUGCUGCCGGACCAAAAGGUACAGAUUUUGGUCGAACUGCCCCACCGCUACCCGGCGCUGGAAAUGCCGCGGAUCGUCAUCCGCUCGGCCGUGAUACCGCGCGACCAGGAGCGCCGCCUAACCGAUCGGAUCGUGCGAUACAUCGAGGAGGAGGUGCUGGAGCGCGACGAAGCGUACGUCCUUCAGGUGGUGGGCUGGAUACAGGACAACUUUGCCGAGCUGCUCGCCGCGACCGCUGAGAGGAAGGAGUCGAAAGCGUGCCCGCGCUCCGCCGGCGCGACCACCUCACCGAUCGUGUUCGAACGGUUGUGGAUAUACUCGCAUCAUCUUAAAAGCAAGAUGAAAAGACAGACAAUCAUAAAAACGGCACGGGAUCUGCGGCUGACGGGGUUUUCCCGGCCCGGCAAACCGGCCAUUAUCUGCGUGGAGGGGCAGCAGGCCGACACGCAGGAGUUUUGGCGCACGAUCAAACCGCUCAAGUGGCAGAAGAUACAGAUCAAGCUGUGCGAAACGGAGACGGUGGCGGCUGGUGGUGAAAACGAAAUGGCCGCCCUGCGCCACUUUGCGGCCGGCUUUCGGGAGGAACUGUUCUGCGCCGAUAUGGAUGAAGACUCGGACGCGGAGGAUCAGCCGAUGAGCAUGAGCCUGUUUAUGAAGUUUCUCGACAAGCACCGGUGCGGCUACAUCAAGAAGGAGCUGUUCGGGUUUCAGAGUGCGAUCGAUGCUCCCGCUAGCUAGCGCUAUGGUGGUACGGUACACGUGUGUGAUGCAAUAAACGCUCGCUCGUUGUUGAGGUUGUUGACCUAAAAGCCGGAGGCUCGUUCCCCCUUUUCCUGCUUACCUUGUGC